This is a messenger RNA of Tachysurus vachellii, 812 nucleotides long. Its product is annotated as putative acidic leucine-rich nuclear phosphoprotein 32 family member C. The transcript has 6 exons. Gene Ontology annotation, cellular component: nucleus. Bases 1 to 807 code for a protein of 268 amino acids. The record is from RefSeq and is a predicted model, not a curated record. Gene Ontology annotation, molecular function: histone binding. Lineage: Eukaryota; Metazoa; Chordata; Actinopteri; Siluriformes; Bagridae. Gene Ontology annotation, biological process: regulation of apoptotic process.
AUGGAUUUGAAGAAGAGGAUUCACCUGGAGCUCAUAAACAGGACGCCGUCUGACGUGUGUGAGUUGGUGCUGGAUAACUGUCGUUCUGAAGAAGGGAAGAUUGAGGGUCUGACAUCUGAGCUUUUGAAUCUGGAGUUUCUCAGUCUAAUUAACGUGGGUCUGACAUCAAUAUCCAACCUUCCAAAACUGCACAAACUCAAGAAGAUCGAGCUGAGUGAUAACCGGAUCUCAGGAGGUCUGGAGAUUCUGGCAGAGAAAGUGCCCAACCUCACACAUCUCAACCUGAGCGGCAACAAACUGAAGGAUCUGCGCAUGCUGGAGCCCCUGAGGGAUCUGUCCCAUCUGAAGAGUUUGGACCUUUUUAACUGCGAGGUCACGACCCUGGAUGAUUACAGGGUGAGUGUGUUUAAGCUCCUUCCCCAGAUUACCUACCUGGAUGGUUACGACCCAGAGGACCAAGAGGAGAGUGACUCGGAUGCAGAGGGAGGGGAUGAGGAUGAGGAUGAAGUGAAUUCGGAGGAGGAGGAGGAGGAGGUUGAAGACGAGGAUGAAGAGGAGGAGGAUGAUGAGGCAAGUGGAGAGGAGGAGGAAGACUCUGGUCAGGAGGAGGAUGAGGAGGAGGAGGAAGGUCGGGUUAGGUAUAAUUGUUUCCACACACACCCCUGUGCUCUCUCACUCACACAUACUGAUGUUUGUUUGUUUGCAGAUGAAGAUGAGUGUAAAUGUGAAAAGCGGAAACGAGACCCUGAGGAAGAAGAUGAUGAUGAAGAUGAUUUAGUUUGUGGUUUUUCUGUGAUGUAUUGUUGAUCAAA